Messenger RNA from Parus major (Great Tit), 3766 nucleotides. It is a transcript of the gene SHF, whose product is annotated as Src homology 2 domain containing F. NCBI's taxonomy places the organism in Eukaryota, Metazoa, Chordata, Aves, Passeriformes, Paridae. The record is from RefSeq and is a predicted model, not a curated record. The transcript has 8 exons. Gene Ontology annotation, molecular function: phosphotyrosine residue binding. Bases 351 to 1274 code for a protein of 307 amino acids.
CCGGGGGCGCGGCCGAGCCGCUGGCCGCCGCCCAGCCCGACAUCGUGGCGGCCUACCGGCUGCAGAAGGAGCGCGACUUCGAGGACCCCUACAACGGCCCGCCGCCCGCCGCCGCCCCCGACGGGCCCCGCUACGUCUCGCCCAAGCACCGGCUCAUCAAGGUGGAUGCGGUGGAAAAGGUGCCCGCCAGCCCCCCGCCGCCGCCGCCGCUGCCGGUCCCCCCCAGCUCGCCCCCAGCCGGCCCCGAACCGCCCGACGAGCCGCCGCAGGAGCUGGCUGUCCUGGAGGACUAUGCAGACCCCUUUGAUGCGGCACAGGUGGCAGGCAGCCAGGCAGGGCUGGAGAAGGUGAUGGAGAAUGACGGAUAUAUGGAGCCAUAUGAAGCCCAGAAGAUGAUGGCUGAGAUCCGCCAGAAGGGCUUACGGGAGGCUCCUGCCCGGCCGCUUCACCUCUAUGACACUCCUUACGAGCCUGUGCUGGACAUGGACAGUGACUGCCCAGCUUGCCCCAGGCCCAGGGAGUCCCGUCUGCCCGAGGAUGAUGAGCGGCCACCGGAGGAAUAUGACCAGCCCUGGGAAUGGAAGAAGGAGCGGAUCUCCAAAGCCUUCGCAGUUGAAAUCAAGGUCAUUAAAGACCUGCCAUGGCCCCCGCCGGUGGGACAGCUGGACAGCAGUGAAAGCCCCCUGGACAGGGAGGCUGGUGCCCCCAUCCCUCCGCAGCACAGCCACGAAGACGCCAAUGGUCCAUCGGAGGGGCUGGGGUAUGGCCGCACCUCGCCCUGCAGGGAGGAGAAGGCCAGGGCUGUCCUCAGGCAUGGCUCCAGCAGCCUCAAGAGCACAAAGACACUGACCGCUGAGCCUGGCCCCUUUGCUGGGGAGAGGAUUGACCCUGCCCUGCCCCUGGAGAGCCAGUGCUGGUACCACGGGGCCAUCAGCCGCACGGAUGCGGAGACGCUGCUGAGGCUGUGCAAGGAGGCCAGUUACCUGGUGCGCAACAGCGAGACCAGCAAGAACGACUUCUCCCUCUCCUUGAAGGCAGGAGCUCCAUUGAAAAUACACUUUCUUCUUUCUUCAUUUAGAGCUUUCAGGAGCAGCCAGGGCUUCAUGCACAUGAAACUGUCCCGGACACAGGAGAACAAGUACGUGCUGGGUCAACACAGCCCGCCCUUUGACAGCGUGCCGGAGAUCAUCCAUCACUACGCCAGCCGCAAGCUGCCCAUCAAGGGGGCUGAGCACAUGUCCUUGCUUUACCCGGUGGCUAUCCGUACCCUAUAGUAAUCACCCCUACGAGCCAGGCUCAAGGCUGGGUGCACCCAAAACUGGCCCAUCCACAGGGCUGAGCGCCGCCAUGCCGAGGAUGGGCUCCAGACCGUCAGCUCUCUGGGCACAGCCAGUGCUGUUGGGGAUUGCUGCAGCCAGGCCCCUCGUCCUGCUCUCUCGGGGCUCUCUUGCACUGGUUUGCGUGCUGGCAUGGCACUGGAAGGAGCUCCUGUGCAAGGAGCUGGGUGGGGCACGCCAGCUGUCCACACCUCCACACCUGCCUCCUUGGCAGAGCUUGGGAUGCCAGGACUGGAGCUGGGACCUUGGAGAGUGCAGGGAGGGGGGAAGUGUGUGUGAGGACGGGGAUGAAUCACACGGUAGCAGGCCUGAGGUACCUCCAUGAGGGUGCCUAGCUCUGCCCAUGAGAGACAAAACAGCUGUGCCUGCAGGUAAGGAGGCUGGCAGGGGUUAGCAGGACCUGCCUGCAGCCAACAAAAGGCAUGCAGGGUGCGAGGCAGGCUUGCCCUCGCUGCACCGGUGCUCAGUACUCACUGCCAUCCUUUGCCAAACGUAAAUAGUGACCGGCCUUGGCCAUGUGUCCACUGCCUAAUAAAGCGGUGCAUGGUUGUUUCCUGCUUCAUGGGACUGUGUGCCCACAUCCCACCACGAGAGGGGGAUCAGUGCAGCAAAACAGUGGAAAGGGAAAUUUUGUUACACAAAAGCUUUAAGGGAAUUGAUUUUCCCUGUGCUGUUGCAUACACCGAGAUUGGCGUGCCUGUUGAGCCAGUGCACUCCUCUGAGACACAGGGGACAAAGGAUUCUGGUGGUCGUGUCCUUGCCAUGUCGUUGAGACCCUUUGCGGGCAGUGAUGAGCUGAUUUUGAACUUGCCUGUCACUCCCUGUAGAAGAGUACCCUUUGGGAUCUUUUGCCUUCCUGUUUUCCUUCACCUCUCUGAAUCUUACACAAAGUCCCUGAAUUUCACAGAGCUCCUGAUCUCCUCUGAGAAUUUAUGGGCUCUGGUCCUGUUGUUUGUCUUCCUGACUCUUGUCUUUGGGCCAGCUUGCUCCUUUUUUUGGCUGAAUGUCUCUCUGGUGCUCUGUAUUGUUUCAUACAUACCUUGCCUUUUAACCUUGUUCCUGGUGUUGCUCCUGCACUCAUGCACAUACAUUUCUUCUAUCCAUGCUUCACCCUAAGUUCCAUCCUGCUGUUACUCCCCAGCAGCACAUUGCCUUUCCCCUCUGCUUUCUGGGGGGGGAUGACAGCAGCAAAUUCACUGCUGGACCAGCAAAGCCUUUUCUGUUAGUGCAGCAAAGCCCUCAGGCACUGGUGGGAUGAGUUAGCAGUGGCUUGAUGAAGGCUUUGUGAAAAAGCAUUAUCUUCCCCUCUGCCUGCUGCCAGGCAGAAGCUGUCCCUGCUGGUUGCUGCAGGGGCACUGAGGUGAUGGCUAGCACUGUGGGGACUGUGUGUGGGUGAGUUCUGCUGCCACUGCAGGAACCCUGCUCUGCCAUCUGGGCCUUUGUGGUUUUUCAGACUCGAUCUUAGCUGAGAGAUGGCUGUCCUGGCUUCCCUGCACAGUUUUGAGCUGCUGUGGGGGCCAUGGGGCACGGUCAGUGUGGUCUGUGAAUGCAUCCUGUGAUCCAGUGCCUGCAGAAGUGUGGUGGGUUGUUUCAGGAUGCCUCAGGCUCUUCUGCUCCUUAAAAGGCAGCGGAUUGAGCUGGUCAGUGUCUCCCUACAGCCCACUUGACUGCUGGCAGCUCUGGCUGCCUCUCUCCAUCCCAGGGAAGCAUUUUGUCCAGUGGGAAUGGAGGUGACUCCUGUGGGAGGGCUUUUUUUAUCUCCCAGAGCCCGCAGGAAGGGCUGGAGAUACAGAAAUCUGCAGCGAUGCUGCUGGGUGCCCUUUCUGCACUUAGAAGGUUUCAACUGCCACGUGGGAGCCCUGCUGUGCCCUGAUGGAUCCAGUGAACAGCUGCUCAUGCGGGAUCUUCUGCCUUCUUGGAGGCUGAGGGUGGGAAAGAAGAGGCUUCUUGUGUCUGGGCAGCUCCCCACAUAGUGUGGGACUGUUUUCUUGAGGAGCUUUGGCAGAGGGUAAACUGCCUGGGAGCCAGUGUUGGCUUUGCAGCCUUAUGGUGAAAACCUGCUCAAGCAUCCUGGCUCCAUCUCAGGAGCAUCCCUACUGAGCACAGGGAUGAGAGAAAUGAGAUUCUGUGUGCAUUGCACCAGCCCCCCAGAAACAGUCCUGGACCAGCAGGACUGCUCUGCAGCUAGGCUGUGUGUCCAAGUGCUUCAGCAAAGUGGCUCCUGAUUGUUGCUGUGGGAAUUACAUCCCUCCUGAAAUCUUUCUUCUCCAGGCUGAAGAAGUGAAACUCCCUUGUUCUGCCCCUGACCAUCCUCAGCAGGACUCUGACUCUCUUCCUCUCUUCAUGUACUUGGAAACAGUAUCCAGGUGUGGUCUCACCAAUGCCAAAUAAAGGGAAAUAACCCCUUCCUUUGUCCUGACCACCAAAAA